Molecule: messenger RNA, 1848 nt
Organism: Chenopodium quinoa (quinoa)
Lineage: Eukaryota; Viridiplantae; Streptophyta; Magnoliopsida; Caryophyllales; Amaranthaceae
Product: protein FAR1-RELATED SEQUENCE 5-like
Exons: 3
Coding region: 1-1848 (615 amino acids)
Biological process (GO): regulation of DNA-templated transcription
Source: RefSeq, a predicted model, not a curated record
AUGGAUAAUGUCAGGCCAUCAUUAGGAAUGAUAUUUAAUAACUUAGAUGAAGGAGCAGAAUUUUACAAACGGUAUGCACAUAAUAUUGGUUUUAGCGUUAGGUCUUUGACGGGGGUGAAAGAUAAGAAGACUGGUUUUGUUAUAUGGAAAUAUUUUUUGUGUUCUAAAGAAGGUUAUAAUCAACCUACAAAUCAAUCUAUGAAUGGGGGUAAAUCUAAAAGGUUGAAAGAAACAAGAGAAGGGUGUGGUGCCAAAAUCAAAAUCAAGCGAACGAAAGAGGGUAAAUAUGAGAUUAAGGAGUUUGUUGAGCACCAUACCCAUGCACUUGCAACUCCUACAAAGAGACACCUUUUGAGAUCGACAAGAAAGGUUAAUUCUAUGCAUAAGGCUGUUUUAUUCACAUGUAGUCGAGCCAAUAUAGGACCUGCCAAAGCAUAUCAGUUGAUUAAACAUCAAGUUGGAGGAUAUGAUAAAGUUGGAUGUACGCAAAAAGACCUUCAAAAUUAUCAAACAGGACUUAAAAUUAUGAUCAGUGAUUAUGAUGCACAGAUGUUUAAAGAGAAUUUUGAAAGAAAAAAAGAACUUGAUCCUUCUUAUUAUUUUGCAUAUGAGGUAGAUGAUGAACAUCGGUUAAAGUAUUUUUUCUGGGCUGAUGGCAUUGGGAGAAAAAAUUAUGCCACUUUCGGUGAUAUUGUCUCUUUUGAUACGACAUAUGGAACAAAUAAAUACUCAAUGAUAUUUGCUCCAUUUACCGGAAGAAAUCAUCAUCGACAAUGCAUUACAUUUGGUGCUGCAUUUUUGUGUGAUGAGAAAACUGAAUCCUUUACUUGGUUGUUUGAGAAGUUCUUAGAAGCAAUGGGUGAGACUCCAGAGGAAUUUGAGCAUAGUUGGACACAAGUUGUUAAUGAGUUUGAGCUCACAAAAAACGAGUGGUUCUCUUCUAUGUACGAGAUACGACACUCAUGGAUACCUGCAUACUUCAAAGACUUGUUCUUGGCUGGUUUAUUUAGAACAACUUCUAUUUCUAAAAGUGAAAAUUCAGUAUUUGGUAGUCUUACAGAUAAGUGGCUCAAUUUGGUUGAAUUUUGGGUUCGAUAUGAAAGUAUUAUUGACAGGCAGAGGCAUAACCAAAAAAAAUCUGAUCAUGACACAUCACAUUCACUUCCUAUAUUGAAGACAAAUCAUAGUAUAGAAAAGCAUGCAAGAGAUAUUUAUACUCAUGCAAAUUUUUAUGUCUUUCAAAAGGAGACCAAAGAGGAAAAUGGAAGUAUAAUAUUUGAAGUCAUGACAGUAAUCCUUGGAAACCAAAGCAAAGAAUUGUAUCUUAUAAUACUUUGGACAAUGUGGCUCAUUGCUCAUGGCAGAGGAAUUGAUGCAAUACCAUCAUAUUAUAUUGUUCACAGAUGGACUAAAAGUGCAACUUGCUCACUUAUAUUUGAUAUGGAUACUGUUGUAGAUGAAGGUUGUUCUCAAAUUCAACUUGCUAAUAUAGAAAUAUCUGAGUUAUGGAAAGAUUUUCAUGGUUGUGCAGAAUUGGUCGGUUAUGAUAUUGAUAAAAUUCGUGUUUUAAGGAAUGGGAUCAUAGAUUUUAAAAAAUCUUUGCUCGAGAGUACCAAUGUUUGUGUAGAUAACAAGACAAAUGAUUUGGAAGCAUAUGUGGAGUCUACCAUUCCAGUGAAAAUUGAUAUUCAUCCACCAAAGCAUUCAAUAACUAAAGGAAGUGGCAAGAGAAUUCCAAGUGGGAAAGAGAAGGCUAUUGAAGAUAAGCAAAAGCGACAGAGACUAUGUAAAUCAUGUGGAAAAUAUGCACAACAUGAUAGUCGCAAUUGCCCUAUGAAAGAGGCUUGA